AUGCAUUGUAGCUAUUGUCAAGCAACUACCCACAACGUCCGGUUUCACAAAGACAAACAGGCUUCUCGUGGUGAAUCUAGUCAAGGUCCUCAAGCUCAAGGUCCUCAAGCUUCUCAAUCAACUCAAGCUCCUCAAAUUCCAGCUUCUCAACUUAGUCAAGCUUCUCAACUUACUCAAGCUUGA
Messenger RNA from Arabis nemorensis, 183 nucleotides. The record is from the annotation of a GenBank genome assembly. NCBI's taxonomy places the organism in Eukaryota, Viridiplantae, Streptophyta, Magnoliopsida, Brassicales, Brassicaceae.